Molecule: messenger RNA, 1534 nt
Organism: Pyricularia grisea
Lineage: Eukaryota; Fungi; Ascomycota; Sordariomycetes; Magnaporthales; Pyriculariaceae
Exons: 2
Coding region: 110-1534 (474 amino acids)
Biological process (GO): regulation of intracellular pH
Cellular component (GO): membrane; vacuole
Source: RefSeq, a predicted model, not a curated record
UUUCAACUUCCAACCUCGAAUCGAUUCCUACGAAUGUAACGAACAUCGGCAGCAAGACUCGUCUUUGGCGCGAGAAAGAGAUUGGAAUUUCCCGGAGAGAACAAGGAGAAUGAACAGGUCGACGUCGUCGUCGGGCCUACUCCCAAUGCCAGGCUCGACAUCGGCCAGCUGGGCCGUGUACCGGUCCCGGCUUGUGUCGGUAUUCCGCGGUGUCGAUUCCUCCGUCUUGAUUGCCUUUUGGCUUUUUGGCCUGAUCAACAACGUCCUCUACGUCAUCAUCCUCUCGGCCGCCCAAGAUCUCGUCGGCACCACCGUCCCAAAGGGCGUCGUGCUACUCGCCGACGUCCUCCCGUCCUUCCUCACGAAACUCGUCGCGCCGUACUUUAUCCACCGGAUACCAUACUACGUCCGGAUCCUCAUCUUCGUCGCGCUCUCGUCCUCCGGGAUGCUGCUGGUGGCCCUGACGCCGGCCGAGAAGGGGGUGGCGGCGCGCCUGGCCGGCGUCGUGCUGGCCAGCCUCAGCAGCGGCGGUGGCGAGCUCUCUUUCCUCGGUCUGACGCACUACUACGGCCCCAUGAGCCUGGCCGCGUGGGGCAGUGGCACCGGCGGCGCGGGCCUGGUCGGCGCGGGCUUGUACGUCGCCAUGACGGAGUGGUUCGGACUCGCGGUCAAGACGAGCCUGCUGGCGUCGGCUCUGCUGCCCGGCGUCAUGGUCGUGAGCUUCUUUAUGAUUCUGCCCCGGGCGCCCCUCAAGGAAGGUGAGGGCGCGGGUGUCAAGGACUACAGUGCGGUGCCGGACAGUGAUCUCGAGGAUGAGGACGUCGAGGGUCUUUCUGCGGCUGAUGCCUCGGCGAGCUUGCUGGCUCCCGGACCGCGGAGCGUUGCCUCGACGGCGCUGCAUCCGGUAGAUGCGGAGAGUGGGGGUCACGGCGCCGUUGCUGUUGCUGCUCGGGGACCGGGACGGAAGCCUACGCUCGCUCAGAAUCUGCACAGGGCCAAGCGGCUAUUUCUACCAUACAUGCUUCCGCUGCUCCUCGUCUACGUGGCUGAGUAUACCAUCAACCAGGGUGUGUCGCCGACGUUACUCUUCCCACUCGAGCAGUCGCCCUUUACCGAGUUUCGAUCCUUUUACCCCUUCUACGGCUUCCUGUACCAGCUGGGCGUCUUCAUCUCGCGCUCCUCCACGCCCUUCUUCCGCAUCCACAACCUCUACCUCCCUUCGCUCCUGCAGGUGGCCAACCUAGUGCUACUCACCCUACAUGCCAUGCUUAACUUCAUCCCGUCUGUCUACCUUGUGUUUGCCGUCAUCUUUUGGGAGGGCCUGCUGGGCGGCGCAGUCUACGUCAACACGUUUGCCGAGAUCAUGGAGAACGUGCCCGCGGCGGACCGCGAGUUUAGUCUCGGGGCUACUUCUGUCAGCGAUAGUGGCGGGAUAUGCCUAGCGAGCCUGAUCGGGAUGGUCUUGGAGGUGUCGCUGUGUGAUUAUCAGGUCAGGAAAGGGAGGGAUUGGUGCAGGCGGAUUGAGGCGAGUUGA